Messenger RNA from Scaptodrosophila lebanonensis, 1703 nucleotides. It is a transcript of the gene kn, whose product is annotated as transcription factor collier. The record is from RefSeq and is a predicted model, not a curated record. Gene Ontology annotation, molecular function: RNA polymerase II cis-regulatory region sequence-specific DNA binding; DNA-binding transcription factor activity, RNA polymerase II-specific. The transcript is spliced from 11 exons. NCBI's taxonomy places the organism in Eukaryota, Metazoa, Arthropoda, Insecta, Diptera, Drosophilidae. Gene Ontology annotation, biological process: regulation of transcription by RNA polymerase II. The coding region runs from base 1 to 1599 and encodes 532 amino acids.
AUGACUGCGGGAUUUUUGCAUUCAGCGACGGCAAAUCAACAACACCAGCAUCUGCAGCUAAACCCAUCCGAUAGUCAUCACCAUCAUCAGCCACACAAUCAGCACCUAAGCCAGCAGGACAAUCUACAGCAGGAUCACAAUCACAAUCAAAGACAGACCAAUUUAAAUACCAAAAAUAUGCGCUGUGAAAGCCUCGGCAUCGGGCGCGCCCACUUUGAGAAACAGCCGCCCAGUAAUUUACGCAAAUCGAACUUUUUCCACUUCGUGAUUGCGCUCUACGAUCGUGCCGGCCAGCCCAUCGAGAUCGAGCGCACGGCCUUUAUUGGUUUCAUUGAGAAGGACUCUGAGACGGAUGCCACAAAGACCAAUAAUGGCAUUCAGUAUCGAUUGCAGUUGCUCUACGCAAAUGGAGCGCGACAGGAGCAGGACAUAUUUGUGAGAUUAAUCGAUUCGGUGACAAAGCAGGCUAUUAUUUACGAAGGCCAGGAUAAAAACCCAGAAAUGUGCCGUGUUCUAUUAACGCACGAAGUGAUGUGCAGCCGCUGCUGUGAUAAGAAGAGCUGUGGUAACCGCAACGAGACGCCAUCGGACCCCGUCAUUAUUGAUCGAUUUUUCCUGAAGUUCUUCUUGAAGUGCAAUCAAAACUGUUUGAAAAAUGCCGGCAAUCCCAGAGACAUGCGCCGAUUUCAGGUUGCCGUUGAUGGGCCGCUAUUGGCUAUAUCGGACAAUAUGUUCGUGCACAACAAUUCGAAGCACGGACGCCGCGCCAAACGAUUGGACACAACGGAAGGUCUCUACCCACCCUUGCCCGUGGCUACGCCCUGCAUCAAGGCGAUAUCACCCAGCGAAGGUUGGACUACGGGCGGAGCCACUGUCAUCAUUGUGGGGGACAAUUUCUUUGAUGGCCUGCAGGUGGUGUUCGGCACAAUGCUCGUGUGGAGCGAGCUGAUCACAUCUCAUGCGAUACGCGUCCAGACGCCACCGCGCCACAUACCCGGCGUCGUUGAGGUGACGCUCUCCUACAAGAGCAAACAGUUCUGCAAGGGAUCCCCCGGUCGCUUCGUCUAUGUCUCCCUCAAUGAGCCCACAAUAGACUAUGGUUUCCAGCGUUUGCAAAAACUGAUUCCCAGACAUCCCGGCGAUCCGGAGAAACUGCAGAAGGAGAUCAUCCUAAAGCGCGCUGCUGAUCUGGUGGAAGCGCUCUACUCAAUGCCUAGCAGAUCGCCAGGGGGCUCGACCGGCUUCAACUCUUAUGCCGGCCAAUUAGCCGUGAGUGUGCAGGAUGGAUCGGGUCAGUGGACGGAAGACGAUUACCAGCGCGCUCAAUCGAGCAGCGUCAGUCCCCGCGGUGGCUAUUGCAGUAGUGCCUCCACACCACACAGUUCGGGUGGCUCGUACGGCGCCACCGCAACCGCAGCUGUGGCAGCCACCGCCAAUGGAUAUGCACCCACACCCAACAUGGGCACGCUUUCCUCCUCGCCGGGCAGCGUCUUCAAUUCAACUUCAAGAGUCAGUAGCUUGAGCUUUAACCCGUUCGCUCUACCCACAUGCAACACCCAGGGCUAUAGCACCAGCCAGCUAGUAACAUCAACCAAAUAAUAUUACUACUAAACGAGGCUAUUGACCGCUGCCGCUUACCCCCGGGAACCCAAUUGCUGCGGAGAAAGGACCCGCUCGAAAUAUCACCAAUGAACAAAAUCAAA